Molecule: messenger RNA, 318 nt
Organism: Cooperia oncophora
Lineage: Eukaryota; Metazoa; Nematoda; Chromadorea; Rhabditida; Trichostrongylidae
Source: the annotation of a GenBank genome assembly
ACCGCCCUUGCCGCCUAUAACGCCUCACCAAUCGUCAAACACAUUGUGCAUCGAAUACGAAAAUGUGGUGAACCGACGGAAAAGUAUGAGAAUAACAAGGAUUUCGUAGCGUUUGUCAAUCUGUUUGCCGAUGAUACCCAGCCAUUACCGAUGAACUGGCAGGCCAGUGGAAGAAAUCCGACAAUUUUCAUUGAUCAUGCUGCUCGUCGAACUACACUGAUCGAUCCUCGCCUUCCUGCUCCAACUGUCGACCGAAAAAGAGGGCGGAGCGCUCCACCAGCACGGCGGCAAAACGUGAGUCUCUCAUCCAAUUAUUAA